Molecule: messenger RNA, 3091 nt
Organism: Aspergillus saccharolyticus JOP 1030-1
Lineage: Eukaryota; Fungi; Ascomycota; Eurotiomycetes; Eurotiales; Aspergillaceae
Product: Kha1p
Exons: 2
Coding region: 208-3069 (953 amino acids)
Biological process (GO): proton transmembrane transport
Cellular component (GO): membrane
Molecular function (GO): antiporter activity
Source: RefSeq, a predicted model, not a curated record
CGCGAGUAUCACGUUAUCACAUUAUCGCCCAGCCUGCACCAUCAACCCACGUGGGUUUUCGGUCUUCACCCCCCACACAGGAUCUUUCGUGGUCUUUUAUCAUCGCUCGUCUCUCCGCCCUCCGUGUUUUCUCUUCAGAACGUCUCCGGUCUACUCCUCCCUCCGUCAGUUUUAUCUGCUUCGCGCCUCAGCUAGAGGCCUGCCCUCAUGGCCAACUCCACCACCACCACGGUCAAGUCCCAGGCGGGCAUCCUGGAGGGCAGCAACCCCACCGAGUAUGACUCUUCCAACCCGAUCAUUCUCUUCAUCAUCCAAGCCAGCAUCAUCAUCGUGCUGUGCCGACUGCUGCACUGGCCGCUCAGCAAAAUCCGCCAGCCACGCGUCAUCGCCGAGGUGAUUGCCGGGGUGGUGCUGGGCCCCUCGGUGCUGGGCCGCAUCCCCGGCUUCACCGAGGCCAUCUUCCCCAAGGCCUCGCUCCCCGGGCUGAGCCUCGUCGCCAACCUGGGCCUGAUUCUGUUUUUGUUUCUCGUCGGCCUCGAAACGAACCUCAAGUUCCUGAUCAGCAACUGGCGCGUGGCCAUCAGCGUGUCGGCCGCCGGGAUGGUGCUGCCGUUUGGACUGGGCUGCGCCGUGGCGUAUGGGCUGUACCACGCCUUCCGCAGCGAAGCCGACACCGUGGAGAUCAAUUUUGGCACCUACCUGCUGUUCAUCGGCAUCGCCAUGGCUAUCACCGCCUUCCCCGUGCUCUGCCGCAUCCUCACCGAGCUGAAACUGCUCGGCACCCACGUGGGGGUGAUCGUGCUGUCGGCCGGCGUGGGCAAUGAUGUGGUCGGCUGGAUCCUGCUGGCGCUGUGCGUCGCGCUGGUCAACGCGGGCUCUGGGCUCACAGCGCUCUGGGUGCUGUUGGUCUGCGUGGGUUACGUGCUGUUCCUGGUGUUUGUCUUCCGGCCCCUGUUCCUGCGCUUCCUCGCCCACACCGGCAGCCUGCAGAAGGGGCCCAGCCAGUCGGUCGUCGCCAUCACCCUGCUGAUCGCCCUGGCCUCCGCCUUCUUCACCCAGGUCAUCGGCGUGCACGCCAUCUUCGGCGGCUUCCUGAUCGGAUUGCUGUGUCCGCACGAGGGCGGCUUCGCCAUCAAGCUGACCGAGAAGAUCGAGGAUCUGGUGGCGGCGCUGUUCCUGCCGCUGUAUUUCACCCUGAGCGGGCUGCAGACCAACCUGGGCUUGCUGGACAACGGGACCGUCUGGGGGUACGUGGUUGCCAUCAUCGCCAUCGCCUUCAUCGCCAAAGUGACGGGCGGGGCGUUGGCGUCGCGGGUGAACGGGCUGCUCUGGCGCGAGAGCUUCUCCAUUGGCGUGUUGAUGAGUUGUAAGGGGUUGGUCGAGUUGAUUGUUCUGAACAUCGGUCUCCAGGCCAAAAUCCUCAGCACUCGCACCUUCACCAUGUUCGUCGUCAUGGCGCUGGUCACCACCUUCGCAACCACCCCACUCACCGUCGCCCUCUACCCCAAAUGGUACCAGAUCAAAGUCGACCGAUGGCGUCGCGGGGAGAUCGACUGGACGACGGGUCAACCCCCCUUGCCGUCCGACAGUCGCGUCGACAGCAUCGCCGCCGCCAAAGAAACCUCAUCCCACCAUCAACCCACCACCACUACCACCACCAUCCCCGACCACGACGAAACUCUCCACCCAACCCACCCCUACGUCCGCAACCUCCUGGUCUACCUUCGCCUCGACGGCUUAUCGGGGCUCUGCACCCUGGCCGGCCUCCUCGCACCCUCCACCCCCAACACCCAAACCAAGCCUCGCACCCACCCCGACAACCUCCCCCCGACCACCCCCUCCGACCCCGACAAAGCCGACGAAUCCGCUCCCCCGGACCCGGACCCCAACAUGACCUCUCCGGACGACUCCACCACCCCCGACAACCUCCAAGUCCACGGCGUGCGCCUCCUCGAGCUCACCGACCGCGACUCCAGCGUCAUGCAAGUGGCCGAGAUCGAGCAAUACACCCUCUCCGACCCGGUGGUCAACACCUUCCGCGCGUUCGGGCAGUGGCACGACCUGUCGAUCGUGGCGGGGGUCUCGGUGGUGCCGGAGCACUCCUUCGCGGACACGGUGGUGGGGAUGGCGCGCGAAGAGCGGGCGGAUUUGGUCCUGGUGCCGUGGAGCGAGACGGGGGCGAUGGGCGAGCAGUACCAUUUGCAUUCGCCGGUCGAGGAGGGGGUGCGGUUUCUGGAUGGACAGCCGUAUGCGGGGUUCGUGGAGAGUGUCUUGCAGGGCGCUGCGACGGGGCAUGCCAAUGUAGGGGUGUUGGUGGAGCGGAAUGCGUAUGUUGCCACGGCCGCUACGACGACGACUACUACUACAGCUACCAUAGCGACGGCUGCAGCGACGGGCGUGCAGCGUGGGCAGGACGGGAAGAGCGUGGUGCGCCAUCGGCCCUCGCUCGGGGCGAUGAGCGUGCAGCGCAGUGGGGUCGGGGGAUGGAAGAAUGGGCGCGCGGCCAAGGCGCAGCAUAUCGUCGUGCCGUUUCUCGGGGGCAAGGACGAUCGGUUGGCGGUGCGGUUUGUGUGUCAGCUGGCGCGAUGCGAGUUGGUCACGGUCUCGGUGCUGCAUUUGGAGGUACCGGCCACCGCCGCGGGGAGGAUGAGGAUGCAGGGGAAGAAGACGACAGGCGGACGUGCGGAGGGGUGGUGGGAGGAGUGCCUCGUCUCGGAUAGUAGGUUCUUGUCGAUGAUGAAGGAGUCGCUGGGAGAGGAGGUGUUGGAUCGCGUGGUCUUCAAGAAGACCACCAUCAAAACAGACGAAGAAGAGGGCGUCGCCAUCCUGGUCGAGCAGGUUAAGACGGAGAUGGUGCGGUCGCAUCACCAGGCGGGCAAUUUGGUGGUGGUGGGCAGGAGACAGCCGGCCUUGGAGGCGCUGGUCGCCUCGCAGUCGGCGAAUAGCAUCGCCUCAGCGCAGGAUGAGGUCGGGGCGGAGGCUGCGCGCGUACUGGGCGUGCUGGGCCAGAUCCUCGUCAAGAAGGAGAACCGCAUCGUGGGCAAUGUGCUGGUCAUGCAGAGUAAAUAAUCGAUACCCCCCCCCCCCCCCC